Molecule: messenger RNA, 1583 nt
Organism: Olea europaea var. sylvestris
Lineage: Eukaryota; Viridiplantae; Streptophyta; Magnoliopsida; Lamiales; Oleaceae
Product: 26S proteasome non-ATPase regulatory subunit 6 homolog
Exons: 8
Coding region: 1-1371 (456 amino acids)
Biological process (GO): proteasome-mediated ubiquitin-dependent protein catabolic process
Source: RefSeq, a predicted model, not a curated record
AUGAAUCGGGCUAGAGAGAUUUGGAGAGAUGUUCCAGCAGGAGGUGGGGUAUGGGGUGGGUGUAGAAAGGAGAAGAUGAACACCUCGAUACAGAAAAAAGAGUUGGGGGGCAUUACUAAAUUUGAGACUAUUGAAUCAAAUUACUACAUGGAUGAACCUAAUCCAGAGAUUCUCAUCAAUGUUUGUGCUACUCACGCCGACAUUCUCGCUUCCGAUUCGUCCAUCGCUGCUCGCGGGGGGCUUCAUUCUAAGAUGGAUCGCUUCCCUACCGAUGUUUAUGAUUUCUGUAUCAUAAGAGUAUCGUACAAUGUCACAUCAGUUGUCGUUGCAUUUUAUUUUUUCCCCGAUUUACAAUUUGCAGUCCAAAAGAAGCUACCACAGACACUACGUUGUAGUUCUUUUAGGGCAAUCCUUUUGUCAUCAAUUCCUUCAUUAUUAUGUCGCUUUGGCUUAAUUUGUAGGAUUGCCGAUGCAGAAGAAAACUUGGGUGAAAGUGAAGUUCGGGAAGCUCACUUGGCGAAAUCCUUGUUUUUCAUUAGAAUUGGUGACAAGGAAAAGGCACUGGAACAACUCAAGUUAACAGAAAGUAAGACUGUUGCAGUUGGACAAAAGAUGGACUUGGUUUUCUACACGUUACAGAUUGGUUUCUUCCACAUGGACUUCGAUCUUAUCUCUAAAAGCAUUGAUAAAGCAAAGAACUUGUUUGAGGAGGGUGGUGACUGGGAGAGGAAGAACCGUUUGAAGGUGUAUGAAGGACUAUAUUGCAUGUCCACCCGUAACUUCAAGACAGCAGCUGAUCUUUUCCUUGAUUCUAUCUCAACUUUCACAACUUAUGAGAUAUUUCCCUAUGACACCUUCAUAUUUUACACGGUCCUUACUAGCAUUAUAUCCUUGGAUAGAGUUUCCCUGAAACAAAAGGUUGUGGAUGCUCCUGAGAUCCUGACUGUCAUUGGCAAAGUCCCAUAUUUAUCGGAGUUUUUGAACUCUCUAUAUGAAUGCCAGUAUAAAUCAUUUUUUUCAGCUUUUGCUGGCCUGACGGAGCACAUCAAGUUGGACCGCUAUUUGCAUCCCCACUUCCGAUAUUACAUGAGGGAGGUCAGAACUGUUGUUUAUUCCCAGUUCUUGGAAGCAUACAAGAGUGUAACAAUUGAGGCUAUGGCUAAAGCGUUUGGGGUGACAGUAGAUUUCAUCGAUUUGGAGCUGUCUCGUUUCAUUGCAGCGGGGAAGUUACACUGCAAGAUAGAUAAAGUUGCAGGUGUGUUGGAAACUAAUCGUCCCGAUGCAAAGAAUGCCCUUUACCAAGCAACGAUCAAGCAAGGCGAUUUCUUGUUGAACCGUAUUCAGAAGUUGUCCCGUGUGAUUGAUCUUUGAAGUUGGUAGAAAGGGUUUUUCCUUUAAGGUGAUGGAAUUUAAAAAAAUCUAGACUUUGAUGUUCUUUGUUGCUUUAUUCAGACAUUGAGUUUUCAAAAACAUUUUACUUUUGCCAUUUUCUGAAAUGAGUUGCUAGGCAUGUUUUCGCAAGUAUGAUAACGUAAUUUAAGUGUCUGUUUGACACUUUUUAAAAUUUUAAAUUGUUUGCCACA